GCUCUCCCGGCCGCUCCGACGCCCGCCGCGCCGCGUGCCGCUCGCCAGCCCCGGGGGAGCCGCGCACGGUUCCCGGCCGCGCGUCCCGCUCCCCGCCCGCCCGCUCGCCGCCGCCGCGGCCCCGCCGCCCCGCCGCGCUCGCCAUGCCCUCGGCCAAACAAAGGGGCUCCAAGGGCGGCCACGGCGCCGCGAGCCCCGCCGACAAGGGCGCCCACCCGUCGGGCGGCGCGGAUGACGUGGCGAGGAAGCCGCCGCCGCAGCAGCCGCCGCCGCCCGCGCCGCACCCGCAGCAGCACCCGCCGCCGCCGCCCGGCCCGGCGCACGGCAAGGGCCACCGCGGCGGCAAGUCCGCCUCGUCCGCCCCCGCCGCCGCCGCCGCCGCCGCCGCCGCCGCCGCGUCCUCCGCGUCCUGCUCGCGCAGGCUCGGCCGGGCGCUCAACUGGCUCUUCUACCUCGUCCUGGUGGCCGCGGCCGCCUUCUCGGGCUGGUGCGUCCACCACGUCCUGGAGGAGGUGCAGGAGGUGCGGAGCAGCCACCGGGACCUGUGCCGCCAGCGGGACGAGCUCGGGCAGGGCUUGCAGGGCGUCGAGCAGAAGGUGCAGUCUCUGCAAACCACCCUGGGGACUUUCGAGUCCUUCCUGAGAACCUUCCAGCAUAAGCAAGAGCUCGCGGAGAAAGUCAUGAAGCAAGGGGAGAGCGAGAUCAACCGGAUCAGCGAGGUUCUGCAGAAGCUCCAGAACGAGAUCCUCAAGGACCUCUCGGACGGCAUCCACGUGGUGAAGGAUGCCCGGGAGCGGGACUUCACGUCCCUCGAGAACACGGUGGAGGAGAGGCUGACGGAGCUCACCAAGUCCAUCAACGACAACAUCGCCAUCUUCACCGAGGUCCAGAAGAGGAGCCAGAAGGAGAUCAACGACGUGAAGGCGAAGGUGGCCUCUCUGGAGCACUCGGAGGGGGACGAGCAGGAGCUGAAGGCCCUGAAGGAGGUCGUGAAGGACAUCCAGGCCUCCCUGAAGUCCAAAGAGAAGGACCUGGAGGCCCUGAGAAGCACCCUGCAGACCAUGGAGUCGGACGUCUACACCGAGGUCAAAGAGCUGGUGAGCCUCAAGCAGGAGCAGCAGAAGUUCAAGGAGGCGGCCGACUCGGAGCACCUGACGCUGCAGGCCCUCACGGAGAAGGUCCUCCAGGCGGAGGAGGCCACCUCCCGCCUCCCCGAGGAGGUCCGGAGGCUCGCGGAGGAGCUGGGCCAGCUGAAGGCCCGGUCCCUGGAGCCGGAGGAAGAUGGGCAUUUCAAACACUCGGACGCCCUCGACGCGCUCCAGAGGAAGAGCCAGGGCUUGGACGCCCGGCUGCAGACAGUGGAGGACGGAGUCCAGGCCGUGCAGACGACCGCGGCGAGGCAGAGCGAGAGCCUGGAGACCCUGCUGGCCAGGAGCGAGGCGUGCGAGCAGCGCCUGGCCGCCCUGCAGCAGCGCCUGGACGGCAGGGACUCCGCGGAGGACACGGACAGGGGCGGCCUGGCCAGCACCGUGCGGAGCCUCGGGGAGGCCCAGCUCUCGCUCUACAGCGACGUGGAGGAGCUGAAGAGGAGCCUGGGCGAGCUCCCCAGCACCGUGGACGCGCUCCACAAGGUCCAGGAGCAGGUGCACACGCUGCUGGGCCAGGACCAGGCCCCCGCGGGCCGCCUGCCGCCAGAGGACCUGCUGGACAGACUGUCCUCCCUGGACCACCUCAAGUCCUCCGUCAGCCAAGUGGAGCAGGACUUGAAGAUGCUCAGGACUGCCGUGGACAGCUUGGUGGCCUACUCGGUGAAGAUCGAGACCAACGAGAACAACCUGGAAUCGGCCAAGGGUCUCCUCGACGACCUGAGGCACGACCUGGACCGGUUGUUUGUGCAAGUCGAAAAGAUUCACGAAAAGGUCUAAACGGAUUGUCUUCGCAGGGUGCGGUUGAAAGUCCCAAUUUCUCACGACCAAAAAAAAAAAAAAAAAGGAAAAAAGUGUUAUUUUUCUCCCGUGCGCCCCUCCCCCUCUCGUUCUGGUCCCCUCCGAAAGGGCAGAGGACCCCACUUGGAGCACCACAGCAUUUUGUAUUUCCGUGCGCGGUUAAUUUAUUUACGGUCCUUACCACACACCACUGGUUUCUCAGGCGUUCAGCUUCUGCUUGGCUUCCUGAGGGCAGCAGGGAUGUCUCUGGUGUCAGAGAGCAGGUAUGGUUUCCCUGAGGAUGAUCCAGCAGAUGGACGCCAACCUCACAAAAGCCUGCCUGGCUGGCAGAUCGGAAGCAGAAAAAAGUGGGGGAAGGGGCAUUUUUUCUCUCUGAUUGUCUUUAAGGAAAAUUCAUUUUACUUUUUUUUUUUUUUUUUUUAAUCCAGAAGAAGGAAGUGUUCGGAGAUGUCACUCAUUUUUUGUCUUCCACUUGAAACUGGUUAAAACUCAGAAAUGCCAGCUCCGAAUCGGGAGGGGGAGGGCCCCUCGUUUUUCAGACGAGAAGCAGCGGGUAGGGACUGUGGCCUCCCCUGCUGAGGGUGUCCUUUUCCUCUCCCUGUCCUCUCCCGGGUCCUCUCCCCGUCUCAAAGGUAACUAUGCAAAGAAUCCAGACGGUUCUGAAUGAAUGUGAAGGCACAAUGCCCCACAGAGUCCCCUGUGGCCGACCUGUGCCGCCUCUUGGUGGGGACCCCCCAAAAUGCACAGGUUUAUAAUCCCUGCAAGGGGAGUCCUUGGAUUCUUUCAGGAAAUGUGUAAGGGGGGCUGCCCACAAAGGCCUGGGCUGCCCCCCCGGAGGGAGUGGAGGCCUCGUCUUUUUAUUUCACCCCAGGGUCCGGGGAGGGUCAAGUGAGGAGCGCUUCUGUAGUUGUUUGCUGUUUCCCUCCCCUUCGGGCUGUGCUGUUCUUUAAUGGCUGUCUUGCCUUUCAAAAAAAAAGAGGAAAAAAGAAAACGAUAAAAAAAGGUUUGUUUAGUUUACUGUGAAAUGGACUGUAUGGCUUAUUUACAGUAUUUUUAAUUCUUAAUAAACACUUGAGCUUUGUUA
Pipistrellus kuhlii (Kuhl's pipistrelle) is the source of this 3030-nucleotide messenger RNA. RefSeq names its product cytoskeleton associated protein 4 (gene CKAP4). NCBI's taxonomy places the organism in Eukaryota, Metazoa, Chordata, Mammalia, Chiroptera, Vespertilionidae. The record is from RefSeq and is a predicted model, not a curated record. The transcript is spliced from 2 exons. The coding region runs from base 144 to 1925 and encodes 593 amino acids. Gene Ontology annotation, cellular component: rough endoplasmic reticulum.